AUUUCCAUGAUUCAUCCUUCUUAGUGCUCCCCCUUUGUUAAAUAAAACAGCAAAAACAAUGCUAUCUCGGAAGAAUAAAGACUUAAAAACUCUCAAGGAGGGUGUCGUGGGCAAGUAUGUCAAAAAAGACACCCCACCCGAAAUGCCAAUUAUCAAUGUGUGGACUACAGAGCCCAAAAGGCGAAACUCGAACCAAAGUAGGGCUUCGCUUCCGCCCCAGGGGACCAUUUCCUCUAAUUCGCAAGCCAAUCCAGUACAAACUGUACAAAAAUUUGGUAAUCAAAAAACUACUAUUAGUGAUGUCGGACUUGGGGCACAUGAAGGAAAAUAUACCCCAAGUGCUUCUGUUCCUGAUUUAGCCACAAGGUUUGCCAAUCUUUCUGUAGGGAUUUUACCUGAUAAUAACCCUAGUGCCUUAAUUUAUAAUAACCCAAAUGUAAAUGCUUCAUCCCACCAUAUUUAUCAAUCAGUUGGAGGGAAUUAUAUUGAUAAUUCAGCGAGUAAUGCCAACUAUGUAGAGAUUGAUCAGAUUUAUCCCUUGACUGAGCCAUACAAGGAUCCAUAUAACCGCACUAACUCUCCUAUAUAUCAGAAUACAAGGGAUAAUAGUGUAGCAAGGACUACUCAAGAGCAAACUGCACCAAUUUAUAGUAAUACACAUGUAGAUAGGUUUAAUAGGAAUCAGUAUCAUAGUGGGAUGUCUUAUGGGGAGCACCAUAUGAGACAUACAGUUGGGAGGACUGAGAAUACUCAAGAAUCUUCAGAAGAACUUCCUCUGCCUCCAGGGUGGUCAGUUGAUUACACCCUUAGAGGGCGUAAGUAUUACAUUGACCACAACACAAAAACAACUCAUUGGUCCCAUCCAUUGGAAAGAGAGGGACUGCCCACUGGCUGGCAAUGCAUCCAAAGCCCCAUAUAUGGAGUAUAUUAUGUGAAUCAUAUUACUCGUCAAGCCCAAUAUGAGCACCCAUGUCUGAUACCAUGCUACAACUAUGGAAAUAUCACACCACAAACUUAUCAGAGAUAUUUGCAAGCUGUAAGGCCCACCCAUUAUCAGCCGCACAGUGUUUUGGUGCCCGCUAAUCCUUAUUUAAUGGAGGAAAUACCUUAUUGGCUUAAUGUCUACUUUAAAUCAAGCACUGAAAUUGACCACAAGUUACGCUUUGACAUGUUCAGGCUGUCUGAGUUGGAAUGUUUUAAUGCCAUGCUUACAAGACUUUACAAGCAAGAAUUGCAAAAUAUUGUGAUGAGAUAUGAGUCAUACAGGGCAGCCCUAUUGUUGGAGAUGGAAAAAAGGGCCAACCAGAGAUAACAAAAUGAUGUUCCUAUUGAUAUUUUAAGUUUUAUUUGCUUUGCUUAUCAUUGUACAUACUGUAUUAUAAUAUUGAGUAUGUUUUUUAAGUUUCCUUUUAUAAGAAAUAUAAUUUGUGUCUACCCUUUAA
This is a messenger RNA of Anthonomus grandis grandis, 1442 nucleotides long. It is a transcript of the gene sav, whose product is annotated as scaffold protein salvador. The transcript has 8 exons. The record is from RefSeq and is a predicted model, not a curated record. Bases 59 to 1312 code for a protein of 417 amino acids. Lineage: Eukaryota; Metazoa; Arthropoda; Insecta; Coleoptera; Curculionidae. Gene Ontology annotation, molecular function: molecular adaptor activity; protein binding. Gene Ontology annotation, biological process: hippo signaling; apoptotic process; regulation of cell population proliferation.